AUGUCUCUCAAGCGGCUCCUGAAUGAUGUCGAAGACGAUGUUCAAUACCCUGACCCGUCGUUCAUCUCCCCUCACGGCUCCGUUUCGGGGUCCUCGUACCAGAGCGCCGACGACUACUCUGGAAACUGCCCCCGCCGGACCUCGUUCCAGGGGUUUGAAAACCUACAGGAGGACCCCGUAAUCGAAGACUAUUCUUCCUGGGGGGACGUCUGUGGCAAUAUCAUCCAGUUCAACCCCGAUAACUUGAGUUACGACCAUUACGACCUCUCGGCGAAUCUGGAUCUCGUAGACGGAGGCGGUCUUGAACACUUUGAUGCCAUUCAGCAAUGGGGGGAUGCGACAAUGGCCUCUACUGGCGGGUCAUAUACCUCUCAACCGUCACCAUCCGGCUCGGGAUCGUCGCGAGACUCUUUGCCCGCGACGCACUCUCCUUCGCUCGCCCCCGAGUCCAUAGUCACCGGCUCGGAUUCAUGCUCGUCGGCGGAUGAGGAGGUUGAGAAGAUAUGCUACGGGAUGCUGUACAACGUCGACGUCAAGUUGAUAGGCGACAUGACCAUCAUUGACACCAAGCUCACCGAAGCGGUGAAAUCGGGAAAGACACACCAGCGAUUCACCCUCUCCGAGCAGCAAGAUCACGUACUUCUCGCCUUCAAAGAUGGUACCGAUUUCGGGUACCUGCGUUCUGGGCCCGGCAAGUCUCUGUCGCCGCUGUUGACCCAAUCCUCCGUCGAGUUCGAGCCCAUCGCCCCCACCGCCACACUCCGAGAAACCAUCGGUCGGGCCAAGAAGCCCGUCGAAGCUAUGGUCAAGGUUGACAUCAACGUCUACGGUCCGCGAAGGCUGGCGCAGAACAUCGGCGACAAGUUGUCCGAGGGGAAGCUGUGGCUGCAGAAGCCGAGCCACAAACGCAGAGAGGUGGAUUACGAAAACCCUCACAUGCUGCAGCUCGACGACCUCGAGGACUUGACGUUGGAGCCUGUGAGGGAGGUCAAUGGCGGUGCUCAGGCGAAGCGGCGGUCGCGCGAGAAUAAUCUGAGUGACAUGAUGAAGGAGAUCUACGAGUCCCUCAACAGAACUCGGCAUCAUGACAAGGCCGAACGCGCAGAGGGACUGAGGAACGAACUUCUGAUGCAUCAACAGGAAGCUCUGGGUUUCAUGUUGCAGAGAGAAUCCGGUGAAAUCGAUGAACGGUAUCAACUUUGGGAGCCCAUCGAGGUGGACGACGAAGUCCGUUACCGUCAUAGAAUCACCAACGUGAAGCAAAGGACUAAACCCGAUGAGAGAGGCGGUGGUAUUCUUGCUGAUGAGAUGGGAAUGGGAAAAUCUCUCUCCAUCCUCUCGCUCAUAAUGAAGACCAUGAAAAGUGGCCUGGAGUGGGCGGAGCAUGAGAACAGCAACGAGGAGAAGCUGAAGGAUGUGAAUUACUCCGGCGCGACCUUGGUGGUUGUGUCAUCUGCCCAAGUCCUCAUUUACAACUGGAUGGACGAAGUCGAAAAACACGUGGUCGGUAAGUUGAAGACUAUCAAAUACCACGGACCGAACCGAGAGAGGGAUAUCGAGAAGAUCAUGAACUCUCAGAUUGUCGUCACAACCUACAACACCUUGUCGGCGGAGUUUGAGAACAAGUCGUCACUCCUUCACAAGAUCGGAUGGUAUCGAGUAGUACUGGACGAAGCCCACAUCAUCCGGCGCCCAGCCACGACGUUCUUCCACGCCUGCAAAGAGCUACACGCCAACUCGCGCUGGUGUCUCACCGGCACCCCCAUCCAGAACAAGCUCGCCGACAUCGGCGCCCUCUUUGCCUUCAUUCGCGCGCGCCCUUUCGAUGAGUUAGCCAAGUUUCGCAAGUACAUCGAGGUGCCAUUCGAACAGAAUGUCGAGAACCCGCAAAAGGUCAAGGAGCGUCUGACCAUGCUUCUGGAAUCUCUCUGCCUGCGUCGGACCAAGGAGCUCCUCCGCCUCCCCGGUCUCCAAGAGGUCGAGAGGAAACUCGACUUCAGCCCGGAGGAACGGGAGCAGUACGACAAGACGAAGAACAUCCUCAUGCGUACGAUCAAGCAGAAGGUCGGCGAGGUGGAGAAGAGCUCCAAGUUCGGCCUGUUCCAAGCGAACUUGCAAAUGCGCAUCCUCUGCAACCACGGGACGUAUCAGAAGCCCUUCUCCUGGCACCGCCGCGCGUAUCGGCUCGACGAGCGCGAAGCCGUGGCGAGCGCCUUGGGCCAGAACGCCGAGAUCACCUGCGACGGCUGCCACCAGCCCAUGCCCAUUAUCGGGUCGAGCCAGAUGGGCAAUGAGUUUGAGCAGUGCAAUCACGUCUUUUGCUCCGAGUGCCUCGAGGAGUCGAACUACUCUGCGGGUGCGGCCACCUCGAACGGGCGACACUGUCCUGUUUGCGAGAAUUGGAUCAAGUCCGCGAAGGCCCAGCGCACUGGUCCAUCUGGAGUACCUGUUCUGAGGGUGGAUGACGUUGAGAUGGCUGAUGCAUCGGCCGAACCAUCAUCUAUGAAGGAUGAUGAGAAUUACUUCAACCCCACUGGGCACUCCACCAAGAUGCAGGCGUUGAUCAGGGAUGUCAUGGAGAAUCUUAACGAAACCAAGAGUAUCAUCUUUUCCUGCUGGACCAGGACUCUGCAGCUGGUGGCGCAACACCUGCAGGCAGCGAACAUUGAAUUUUUGAGGAUCGACGGCGACUGCUCCCUCAACCAACGCCAGGAGAUGCUCAGAGAGUUUUCAAACAGCGAUAGGAAAAGGGUUCUCAUCAUGACUACUGGUACAGGAGCCUUUGGCCUGAAUCUCACUUGCGCGAACCGCGUCUUCAUCGUCGAGCUCCAGUGGAACCCCAGCGUCGAGAAUCAGGCAAUUGCUCGCGCUAUCCGUCUCGGCCAGGGACAGAAGGUGCUGGUCACUAGAUAUGUCAUCAACAACACCGUCGAGGUGGAAAUGAGUUCUCAGCAAACUGUCAAGAAGAACCUCGCGGCUAUCGGGUUCGAUGAGAAUUACGACGUGGAAGAAAUGGAUGAGUCUUAG
Molecule: messenger RNA, 3027 nt
Organism: Colletotrichum karsti
Lineage: Eukaryota; Fungi; Ascomycota; Sordariomycetes; Glomerellales; Glomerellaceae
Product: DNA repair and recombination protein rad5c
Exons: 9
Coding region: 1-3027 (1008 amino acids)
Molecular function (GO): ATP-dependent chromatin remodeler activity; ATP binding
Source: RefSeq, a predicted model, not a curated record